UUACUCUUAUUAGUAAACGACAUUGCUCAUCUCGAGAAACGAUUUGAAAACUACAGGAAACUUAUGAUAUUUUCUUCUCUAAAAAUACUGAAUUCUCAUAAAUUUAGCAAAUAACCUCAUUUGCAUGUAGGCUCUGUAAUGGCUAUCGCCGCGGCAGUGAUCCUCCCUUUAGGAGGUCUCCUCUUCAUUUUGUCUGGCCUCAUUGUUAACCUGCUUCAGGCAAUUUUUUAUGUCCUUGUUCGUCCACUCUCAAGAAAUGCUUACAGAAGGAUCAAUAAGGAAAUCAUGGAACUACUAUCACUGGAGCUCGUCUGGCUUUUCGACUGGUGGGCAAAUAAUAAGGUUGAGCUAUUUGCUGAUAAAGAAAUCAUUGAAAUUAUGGGAAAGGAGCGAGCACUUGUCAUUUGUAACCACAAAAGUGAUAUUGAUUGGCUUGUUGGAUGGGUAUUAGCUCAGCGUGCAGGUUGCCUUGGUAGCUGCUUAGCCAUUAUAAAGAAAGAGCUAUUGUGCCUCCCUGUCAUAGGAUGGUCAAUGUGGUUUUCUGGUUAUAUAUUUCUCCAGAGAAGUUGGGUUAAAGAUGAAAACACCCUUAAGUCUGGAUUUGAGGGGCUAAAUGAUUUUCCUUUACCUUUUUGGUUGGCUCUUUUUGUUGAAGGAACUCGUUUUACCCAGGCAAAACUCAUAGCAGCCCAACAAUAUGCUUCUUCUGUUGGGUUGCCUGUUCCAAGGAAUGUCCUUAUUCCACGUACCAAGGGUUUUGUUGCAGCUGUUACUCAUUUGCGAUCACAUGUUCCUGCAAUUUAUAAUAUUACAAUUGCUAUUCCAAAAACCGAACCUUGUCCUACCCUUUUGAGAAUCUUCAAGGGACGUUCUUCUACGGUACAUGUGCAUAUCGAGCGGCACCUAAUGCAGGAAUUACCUGAAACUUGUAGUGGGAUUGCACAAUGGUGCAAAGACGUAUUUGUUGCAAAGGAUGCUUUAUUGGAGCGACAUCUCGAGACAGACACAUUUGGACCUGGAAUGCCCAAUGGUAUUGGCAGACCAAAGAAAUCUUUAAUGGUUGUGAUUUGCUGGUCGUGUUUCCUAGUCCUUGGUAUCGUCAAAUUCUUGGAACGUUUUCCAUUCUCAUGGGGAGAAGUUGCGUUUUGCAUGUCGUUCUUGGGUUUCACUAUAAUCCUUAUGCACAUACUCAUCAUGUUUACUCAGUCGGAGCAUUCGACUCCUCCAAAGGUGAAUCAACCAGAUCCGUUGAAGCAGGUGCUCCUUCAAACUUGACUACUGGUAUGCAUACCAGUCAGAUCGUAUUUAGGUUGCAACCUACCACACUCUUAAGCUAGUUGUGGUUUUCAUUUAUUUAUAUUGAAUGAAGGAUAAGGUCAUUUUCUAUUAUUUUUCUUAUUUUACUGUGUUUUUUACUUUUUAGUUCAACUCUGUAAAAAAUUGUAACAAUUAUGUUAUGCUUCUCGUGUGAAGAGAAACUUUGUGCCACCUUCCUUUA
This is a messenger RNA of Salvia miltiorrhiza (redroot sage), 1498 nucleotides long. Its product is annotated as 1-acyl-sn-glycerol-3-phosphate acyltransferase 2-like. The transcript has 11 exons. Gene Ontology annotation, molecular function: 1-acylglycerol-3-phosphate O-acyltransferase activity. The record is from RefSeq and is a predicted model, not a curated record. Gene Ontology annotation, cellular component: endomembrane system. Lineage: Eukaryota; Viridiplantae; Streptophyta; Magnoliopsida; Lamiales; Lamiaceae. The coding region runs from base 139 to 1275 and encodes 378 amino acids.